Molecule: messenger RNA, 4839 nt
Organism: Coregonus clupeaformis (lake whitefish)
Lineage: Eukaryota; Metazoa; Chordata; Actinopteri; Salmoniformes; Salmonidae
Gene: cchcr1
Product: coiled-coil alpha-helical rod protein 1
Exons: 20
Coding region: 259-2742 (827 amino acids)
Biological process (GO): protein export from nucleus; cell differentiation
Cellular component (GO): centriole
Source: RefSeq, a predicted model, not a curated record
AGCUAACGCCAGCUGCACCUAACGUUACCUAGCACAUAAGUAGCAUUGCUAACUAACUACUUAGUGUUAUAACUUUCUAACUAAGUUAGACAGCAGCAUAAGUUGUAUCUUGUGAAUUAUUGCGCCAAACGUACCUGUAGUCAUGUGUGCGCCGAAGAUGUCCUCUGGAUGCCAUUAGGACCGUAGAAAUAGAAUGAAUAAAACGGACUUGGAACCUCUAACCCUGGCAAUUUGACUGAGGGAAGUCAGAGGACCCUGAUGCCCCCUUCCCAUUUCACGGCAAGCACCCAGUCUGCCUCCAUCACAGUACCAGGGACUGCAACGGGACGAGGGACAACACCAAUAACAUGGGUCACCCAUGCCACAACACCACCAUCGGACUCUGGCCCUGCCAACCCAUGGCUCACCGUGGCUCAGGCCAAACAGGAAAUUCUAGAACUGCACAGAGAAAACCAGAGGAUUCUGAUGUUACAGGGAGACUGUCCCAGAGGAAGGAACUCAACAGAGGAUUCUGCCCACUCCACAGCAAGGUCUGGAGCAAGAGGUGAGCAGGCCUCCAGGUGGGAGACAGAAUGGAGCCUGGACACGGAGCGUUUCAGGUUAGAGUCAGAGAGGCUGAGAGGCCAGGUAGAGGCACUGAAGGAGAUUGCAGGGAGACAGAGAGAGGAGAUGAGGGACAAAGAAACUUCUCUGAACAGGCAGAGUCAUGAAAUGGAGGCGAUGCGUGAGGAGUUUUAUAAGACUAAGACUGAGCUCAGCCAAGUCAGUGUGGAGCUGGUCCAAAAGAGAGAGGAAAAAGAGAGACUCAGCACCCAGCUGGAGAUGCUGGAGAGGAAGUCUGGGGAGGAGGCUGAAAGGCUGAGGAGGGAGGUGGAGAGGAGCAGACAGGAAACCCACAGGCUGACCAGGGAGGGUGAUACAGCCAGGCUGCAGGCUGAGGAGGAGGCCAAGCAGGAGGUGCAGAAACUAAAGAAGCUACUGGAGGAAUCCCACAGGAGACAUGAAACACAGUUGCAGCAGUUGACUGCCACCCAUGACACUGAACUGUCCACAGUGAGACAGACAAGCUCUGAGGUGCAGGAGAGGUUAUGUCAACUGUCACAGGAGGUGACUCAUCUGAAGUGCUGUCUACUGGAGGUGUCUGCAGAGAGAGAUGGACUGAAAGAACAACUAAGCCAAAUGGCCAACGCUUUUGAGACCCAGUCAGCAACGUUGCAGAGUCUUAGAAACUACAUUGGACAACUUACCCCUGAGAGAGGGUUGGAAGAGAAACUAACUGAAACCAUUCAGACACUGAAUAGGGAGAAGGAGGCUCUGCAGGUGACAACAGAGCUUCUGACGGUCAGACUCAACUCUGUGAACGACAUAUUGGCCCUACAAGAGGAGGAGAUGGUUGAGAAGACUCUGUCAGACCCUCUCCUGAAGGCUGGGCCCAAAGGCACUCGGGUUCUGCGUCACUGGAGAGAGAAGGUCUUCAUGUUGUUGGUCCAGCUUCGCUCAAAGGAUAUCGAACUGAGGGGAGAAAAGGAUAAACUUCACUCAACCAUCUCGUCUCUGGAGCAGGAGGUGAAGAAGGAGAAGUACCAGUCCAGUGUGUUCCAGCACAGCCUGCAGGACAGAACAGCUGAGCUGGAUCUGGAGAGGGUGGCCAGGGAGGCCGUGGAGCAGGACGUGUCUAGGACUCGGAGGGAGAACAGAGAGCUGAAGAGCUGGAGUCAGGAGGCUGGGGCUGGACUGAGGACCAUGACAGAUGAUGUCCAGCGAUUCAGUAAGGCAUUUGAGGCUAAGAUGUCAGAGGUGGAGACCGUCCAAAUACGUCUGAACAGCUUUGGCCAGAGGCUGACCUUUGCCAAAAGAAGAGUGGACACAAUUCAAGGUCUAAUGAUGAGGAUGGAGGCCCUACGGAGAGUGCAGCAGGCCACUAAAGCAGCCAACCCUGUCUCUGAGCGUGCCGCUGUCACAGAGCUCCAGGCAGAGCUGGCCUCGGCGUGUGAGGAGAGAGACAAGCUCAGGCAGGAGCUCAAGAGAACCCCCGAGCUCAUUGAGAGUGCCCUGGCUGAUGUCCGUGAGCAGUUCGACAGUGAGGUGAGGCAGCUGAGGCAGGCUGCAGAGCGAAGCAGGGGAGAGGCCCAGGAGGCCCAGGCAGCCAGAGAGGAGGCCCAGCAGAGGCUGCAGGAGGCCCACACACAGCUAGAGGAGAGCAACUUCAGCCUGGAGCAGCUCCAUGAACAGCUGAUCAGCCAACAGGAGGCCAGUGACAGAGCCCUGCAGGAGAGAGUGUCUGAGACAGAGGAUCACUGUGCUCAGCAGCUUAGAGUGAUGGAAUCUCAACUCAACAUGGCCAGAAGAGAACACACCAAAGCAGUGGUGGCCCUGCGUCAGUUUGAGAGACAGGCAGAGAGAGAGCGGGAGCAGGAGAGAGAAGCACAACGCCUUCAGAGUGAACACACCAAGAGAGAAAUCCAGGAUCUACAGAAACUACUGCAAGAAAAGGACAAGGACAGAAACCUACUUUUGGCGACUGUACGUGAGAGGGGUCUGAUGAGUGAGUAUAAGGCAGCUCGGACCACAGCCCUUCAGACUUCUGUGGCCUUGGAGGAGCAGCAGAGACCCUUAAGGAAGAGCAACACUCUGAGAGCCAAAGACAAGCCACAGACCAGAGACUCGCUACUGUCAGUGCUUGGGGACCUCCAGACUCUGAGUGCUGCAGUGGUCCACAGCUCAGAAGACGAUGCAGAGUAGGGGGGACAGGGUGGGGCAUUCCAGAGCCACAGGGGACAAUUCACUAAAGUGACGGUCCGCAAACAGUACUAGGAACUUUGUUGCUGCAUUUUAAUUUACUUUUUCUCUUUUGAGAUUUGAACUUUUCAAGUCUCAAAUCUUAGUUUUUUUAUACACUUCAUGACUAAUUGACAUUUCAUUACAUACAUGUAACUCCAUUUUGAUGGUAUUAUGUGAGUGGAUGAUUUAGUGCUUUCUUAAUGUCUAUAACAUUGCACUGCAACAUUACAACAUUGUCGACACAACAGCAAUGUUCCCACUUUGAAAUUGAACCUUGCAUGACUUGAGGUCUUGAUUGGCCAAGAUGAAAUGCAUUAGAUUGUUUAAGAUUGCGUGGAUCUGCUUAAUGUUAAUUGACUCAGAAAAGGAAAGGAAUGUCCUCUAGCUUAUACUUGAGAGUUACUAUUUCUCAGCUUUGGCUGACAGGCUCCGGCCGGAGGAGAGGCUGACUGACUGUGAUGAGUUCAUAUAAGGUAGGCGGGCGUGUGGCCUGUGAUCCCAGUCUAAUCAAUAAGUCAAUGUGCUUUCUCCCGGGGCCUCACAGCAUGACAGGAAAAUCACAUGAAUGGAUAGCUUCGUUCAAAACAGGCUUGUGACCCUGAGUGCUCUGAACUGUAGCACUGGAGACAUGAGGUUGACCUCUGCUGAUUGUUCUGUAGUCUUGCUAAUGGUUUUGUUUAUGAAGACAUGGAUCAGCAUCUUCUUUGACAAAUUAUUAUUUUUUUUUUUUUAUUCAAUAAAUUAUAUUGAUAUUUAAAACGUUCAUAGUGUCUGGGAUGUGCAGUUUUGAAAGAACUUAAAAAGAAAAGAAAUGUGGGCCGUUUGUCCUCCAUUAAGGAAUGGAGAAAUUGUGACAGUAUGUGAAAACUCAUUCCAGAGAAUCAGGAGCAGAUUGUGAGAUGAUCAGAUGGCUCUUACUUAAAGUGACCUGGUGAAUCACAGUCCAUCAGAAGCUGUCAUCGCCUGGUUUUGACUAUAAGUGAAAGUCAGGCCUAACUGGGAGAGAUGUUCAAUUUAGUCACUAUAUUUAGUGUUAUGAAAGUGCAUCCCCUUUUACGUUUUAAUUAUAUAUAUUUCCACUAGCUGGAUAAAGGAGUGACCAAUUGGCUCUCCAGAAAAAUAACCUGGACUGCAGCAGAGAACAAUACACAGAACACCAUUACAGUUUCAUGCAAUUUAUGCAGCACUAAUUGGGACUGGGGCUGUCCAUGCCAACAACAAACUCAAUCAAGCAUAUCCAUCUGAGGCACAAUACAAACCCUGGUGUUGAGGUGCUAAGAUAACCAAGCUAUCUGUACAGUCUUGACUAGCUGUAAGUGGGAGAUGUGCUAGAUGCAAGGUAUCUCUGGCUAGUGUAACGGCAGACUGAGAUCGUGAAUGUGCUGGCUGUGCAAGUGAGAGUGCAUGAUGCAGGGUGAUUUGUUUCCCAGAAGGCUGUGCAGCAGCAACAGGACUGUCUGAUGAAUGUCUGCUUUAUCUGUACCCAGCAGUGUCCUCAUCACAGUGUCCUCAUCAGACCCCAGCAGCUCUAAGGCAUUGUUUGGUUUGGUGCAGAGAGGACCCCUGACGUUACUUUUAUCCUAUGCAGUUAGGGGUGCCAUUUUCCAUUCCAGUGUCCUCUCUCUCUGUCAGGUUAAUGUUAUCACAGUGUAGUUUAACUACGGCUCACUGACACUAAUUACUUUGAUUAAUGUAUUGGUGAUGUCGUAUUCAUACACCAAUUGACAUGAAUAUUCUAUUUUCUCUACAUGUUAGCACUGUAAUGAUGAAAACAUUUCUGUCAUGUUCAAUGUGGGAUCGUCUUAUUAGGCCUAUAUCUCUGGAGGACUACCCAAUCCAUCUAAUUUAGUGGAUGCCCAUAAAUAUCUUUGGAUGGAGGCAAAUACUAACAUUAAACUAUGUAUGUACAGGUCUAUAGUAUAGUUUAAUCACAAAUGUAAUUGAUAAACACAAGUACUCUAGAUUCAACUAUUUUCUAUUUCACAUGCACAUUACCACCUGCAGCAACACUUUCAAACAGUAGAGGGCAUUGCUCUCCAAUAAAGAUUACAGACUGCA